Melanaphis sacchari is the source of this 997-nucleotide messenger RNA. RefSeq names its product elongation factor 1-delta (gene eEF1delta). The transcript is spliced from 11 exons. The coding region runs from base 109 to 975 and encodes 288 amino acids. The record is from RefSeq and is a predicted model, not a curated record. Gene Ontology annotation, cellular component: eukaryotic translation elongation factor 1 complex; cytosol. Gene Ontology annotation, molecular function: translation elongation factor activity; guanyl-nucleotide exchange factor activity. NCBI's taxonomy places the organism in Eukaryota, Metazoa, Arthropoda, Insecta, Hemiptera, Aphididae. Gene Ontology annotation, biological process: translational elongation.
UUAAAAUUUUACAAGUUUCAAAAACGUGUCGUCUUAGACUUAAUAGACUUAAAACAAGUUUUUGGCAGUUUCUUCAUCUCAAUUUUCAAAUCAAUCCCUAAAAAUAAAAUGGCAUUGGAGAUUUUAGCUCAAGAAAAAGUGUGGCUCGAUAAAUCAAAGUAUGCUGAUGCAGAACGUAUGUUCUAUGAAAAACAAUCAAAGAAUACCGGUUGUGAGGCCCCUGGCAAGAAAGUGCUGUUAGCUGAGAUUGAAAAGGCUCGUCAAAUUUUGCACGAGAAAGUUCUAAAUAUUGGUGAAUAUGAGUCAUCUGUCAUUUGUUCAAGGGAUACAGAAAGUUCCAAUACAAUAAAUGCAAUUGCUGAAUUAAAAAAUGCUUUUCAAAAGUUGGAGGUCCGCGUUAGUGUAUUGGAAGGAAAAUCUCCAAGUAGUUCUUCAAAUAAUUCAAGUUCAUUGAAUCAAGAUAUUGAACAAUUACAAAGUCUUAUGGCACAAUUAGAAGCUCGUGUUACAUCAUUAGAAACUAAAAAAACAGCUCAGCCUUCUUCUAAACCGGAAGAAAAGAAAACAUCAAAAGUAAAUGAUGAUGAAGAUGAUGAUGUGGAUUUGUUUGGAUCAGAUUCUGAAGAAGAAUCUGAAGAGGCAGCCAAAAUUAAAGCCCAGAGGGUAGCUGAGUAUUCAGCUCGAAAAUCUAAAAAACCAACUCUUAUUGCAAAGUCAAACAUCAUAUUGGAUGUUAAGCCAUGGGAUGAUGAAACUGAUAUGAAGGAAUUAGAAAAAGCAGUGCGCCAAGUUGCUACUGAUGGUUUACUAUGGGGAGCAUCUAAGCUGGUUCCAUUAGCUUAUGGAAUACAUAAACUUCAAAUUAGUUGUGUUGUUGAAGAUGAAAAAGUAUCAAUUGAUUGGUUACAAGAAACAUUACAAGAAAUUGAAGAUUUCAUUCAAAGUGUUGACAUAGCAGCUUUCAACAAAAUUUAAGAUCAACAAUUAAAAUGAUUUA